Symbiodinium necroappetens is the source of this 447-nucleotide messenger RNA. Lineage: Eukaryota; Dinophyceae; Suessiales; Symbiodiniaceae. The record is from the annotation of a GenBank genome assembly.
AUGAAGCAGAUCAGCAGAAAGAAGAGGUUGCAGGCCGUGAUGCUUUGCUGCAGGGCACGGCGGACGUGUAGUGUGAAGCAAGAGGAAGAGGCCCCGACAGAUGAGGUGCCAGAUGGCGACGCCUCCAAGUUCAGAGGAGGUUGUGGGUACCUGCAGCCUCGCUACUACGUGGAGGCCACUGUUAUGAUGGUGGCCUUCCCGGACAUUGACGGCCAGGAGGACAAAGCUCAAGAUCGAAAGAGGGCGAUGUCAGCGGACGAGACGCUGACGAUCUUCAAGAGAAUCAGCGACGCGGACGUGAAGCGAAUGGGCUUCGACCCGGCUUCGGGCCAUCAUCCGAAGAGCUUGAUCUUGACACACCUGGCCAUCCCUCCUCCUCACGUACGACCGACCAUCUCCUUCGGCGCCCAGCGGAGCGAGGACUCUUCAAGACCUCAGUUGUGGUAG